Tilletiopsis washingtonensis is the source of this 842-nucleotide messenger RNA. Its product is annotated as putative PRE3-20S proteasome subunit. Bases 117 to 794 code for a protein of 225 amino acids. The transcript has 7 exons. NCBI's taxonomy places the organism in Eukaryota, Fungi, Basidiomycota, Exobasidiomycetes, Entylomatales. Gene Ontology annotation, cellular component: proteasome core complex. Gene Ontology annotation, molecular function: threonine-type endopeptidase activity. The record is from RefSeq and is a predicted model, not a curated record.
CCCUCUCCCGCCGGCACACCGCACCAAGCCACACUCAGUCGCACACCCUGCAGCGCUCGUGACGCAUCUUCCCCCGUACGCCCAGCCUCUCGCAUCUCCCACACACGCAGCCCGCCAUGCAGGCCCUCGACAUGGCCCGCCUCAAGGCCGGCGAGAUGGACCUGGGCACGUCGAUCAUGGCCGUCGCGUAUGACGGCGGCGUCAUCAUGGGCGCCGACUCGCGGACAACGAUGGGCUCGUACAUCGCCAACCGCGUGACGGACAAGCUCACGCACAUCUCCGACCGCAUCUACUGCUGCCGCUCCGGCUCCGCCGCCGACACGCAGGCGGUGGCCGACAUGGUCUCCUACCACCUCGGCAUGGUCUCAGUGCAGCACGACGAGGCGCCGCGCGUCGCCGUCGCCGCGCAGCUCUUCCAGGAGAUCUGCUACUCGAACAAGGACCGCCUCAGCGCCGGCAUCAUCGUCGCCGGCUGGGACAAGCGGAGUGGCGGCAGCGUGUACAACGUGCCGCUCGGCGGCGGCCUCUUCAAGCAGCCGUGGGCCAUCGGCGGCUCCGGCUCGACGUACAUCUACGGCUACUGCGACGCGACGUGGAAGGAGGGCUGGGGUCGUGACGAGACGCUCAAGUUUGUGCGCGAGGCUCUGGCGCUUGCAAUGCGGCGAGACGGCUCUUCAGGCGGCACCAUCCGCAUGGUCGACAUCUCCGAGAGCGGCGUCAAGCGCUUCUUCCUGCCGGGCGACGACCUGCCAGACGCCGUCGGCAAGGACUUUGUGCCGCACAAGUUCGUCUAGACGGGCACGCGGCGCAGGGCGAUGGGCAAUGAGUGAAUAAUUGAUGCA